Molecule: messenger RNA, 1720 nt
Organism: Aspergillus ibericus CBS 121593
Lineage: Eukaryota; Fungi; Ascomycota; Eurotiomycetes; Eurotiales; Aspergillaceae
Gene: end3
Product: cytoskeletal adaptor protein SagA
Exons: 3
Coding region: 91-1311 (406 amino acids)
Biological process (GO): endosomal transport; actin filament organization; actin cortical patch assembly
Cellular component (GO): plasma membrane; actin cortical patch; cytoplasm
Molecular function (GO): calcium ion binding; protein binding
Source: RefSeq, a predicted model, not a curated record
CCUUAUCCCAGUGUUUCCCAGGGAUUCCCCAAGAUUAUCCCCAUCAUCUCCCAUUGCUCGGUGUCCCCCGCCCCGUUGCACCCUGCCACCAUGUCCACCAAGAAGAUCGAGCAGUGGGAAAUUGAACGGUACUGGGAGAUCUUCGCAUCGCUCGCGGGCGGCCAGCCGCGUCUGAACAACUCCCAGGCGGCCUCGGUGUUGAGGAACAGUCGGCUUCGCGAUGACCAACUCGAAAAGGUCUGGGAUCUGGCCGAUGUCGAUGGAGAUGGUGAGCUCGACUUUGAGGAGUUCUGCGUCGCCAUGCGAUUAGUUUUCGAUCUGGUGAACGGGGAACUACAAGCCGUCCCCAAUGUCCUCCCCGAUUGGCUCGUUCCCGAAUCCAAAUCCCAUCUAGUUCACGCGACCCGUGCGUUGAGCAGUCGUCCAGAGCAAUUCGAACGCAUAGAGGAUGAAGAUGACACACCCGGACUGAAAGAUGGGUUUGAAUGGUACAUGAACCCGGCUGAUAAGUCAAAAUACGAGGAGAUCUAUAUGGCAAACAAGAACCACCGCGGAGAAAUUUCCUUUGAAGCGCUACAGCCCCUUUACGAUUCCCUCGACGUUCCGGAUACGGAUGUUCAUUCCGCGUGGAACCUGGUCAACCCCUCUGCAUCCCCGUCCAUUAAUAAAGACGCCACCCUUGCGUUCCUGCAUAUUCUGAACUACCGCCACGAGGGCUUCCGCAUCCCACGCACUAUCCCGGCGUCACUGCGUGCCUCGUUCGAAAACAACAAGAUCGACUAUCAGCUUGACAAUGCUCGUCCGGCCCAGAAAUGGGGUGCAAGCGGAGACAUGGAGACCCGCACGGGCCGGAAGGCCAAAUUCGGAGAUACUUAUCUGAGUCGACUGGGCGCUGGCGGAAAGACAUCCUACACGCCCAAGGGCACGGAUUUCAGCGACACCAUUCAGGACGAGGAGUGGGAGAAGGUCCGGUUGAGGCGCGAGCUAGCGGAACUCGACAGCAAGCUGGAGGCUGCGAAGAAGGCCUCGGAAGGGCGACGGGAUCGGGAGCGGCCCCGAAAUGACGGCGGGCCGAACUGGGUUCUGAUCAAGAAAGAGGCGCUCCAGCUGCUGGAGUACAAGGAGCGGGAGCUACGGGAGCUGCGAGAAGGAGCGGGGCGAUCCAAAGAUGGCCAGAAUGUGGAACGUCUCAGGGAUGAUGUCAAGACCGUUGGCGAGCAAGUCGAGGGAUUGAAGAGCCAUCUCGCGCAACGGAAGGAGGUGCUCUCGGAUCUACGGGCACAGGUCGAAGAAGCCAAGUUGUCCCGGUAGUCCGUUUCGCUCAUCCCUCCUUCUUUCCUCUCUUAUCCCGUCUUCUUGAAUAUACUUCCACCUGGGUUCUUCUGGCACUUCCUUCGUCUCCGGAGGAGUUUGUUCGCGUAUGAGCUUUGCUACUCUGUUAUCGAAAUAGCCAUGUUCUUGGCGAGGAGCAUCAGGCGCUAAAUGGAUGUUUCGUGUCUCGUGCCUCAUGUUUUUGCAUGCUUCGAUUCCACUAGACGUGUGAUUGAUCUUGUUCCAACUCAUAGAGUCCGUCCGUUUUCGGACUCUUGUCGCAUUCCUCACUUCCUCUUCCCCCUCCCCCUCCGGGCAUUCGCCCCGUCUAUCUAAUGUACAGUACAUAAUAAGAACGCCUGAUAGGCACAAACCAGCCUGGUGUUAUGUUUCGCUUCCCUGACGCCCC